This is a messenger RNA of Penicillium canescens, 906 nucleotides long. Its product is annotated as ankyrin repeat domain-containing protein. The coding region runs from base 1 to 906 and encodes 301 amino acids. The transcript has 2 exons. Lineage: Eukaryota; Fungi; Ascomycota; Eurotiomycetes; Eurotiales; Aspergillaceae. The record is from RefSeq and is a predicted model, not a curated record. Gene Ontology annotation, molecular function: protein binding.
AUGGAGCAACUAGUGCUAAAGCUUUUCAAAGACGAGACGGAGUCUUUUUCUAUGUGGGUUCGAUUAUAUGACAUUGACCAUUGUUGGGAGUCUGGUGCGAAGCUUCUGCUUGCGGAUAAGGCAUCCCCUCUAUACUACGCAGCCUUGUUGGGAUUAGAAUCUGUCUUGAACAGUAUUCUACAAAUCGAUACUAGAGAUGCGGAUCCAUUGAAAACGGUGAACGCCCAGGCUGGAGUGUACGGCAAUGUACUACAAGCCGCAUCAUACGGAGGCCAUGAAAAGGUGGUGCAGAUGCUGCUAGACCGAGGUGCCGACGUCAAUGCCCAGGGUGGAUUAUAUGGCAGCGCACUCCAGGCCGCAUCGCUCAGGGGCCUUGAAAAGGCCGUGCAGAUGUUCCUGGAUCGAGGGGCGGACGUCAACUCCCAUGGUGGAAUGUAUGGCAGCGCACUCCAGGCCGCAUCGCUCAGGGGCCAUGAAAAGGUGGUGCAGAUGUUGUUGGAUCGAGAUGCCGAUGUCAACGCCCAGGGUGGACAAGGCAGUGCACUCCAGGCCGCAUCAUCUGAAGGGCAUGAAAAGUUGGUGCAGAUGCUGUUGGAUCGAGAUGCCGAUGUCAACGCCCAGUUUGGAUUCUCUGUCAAUGCUCUCCAAGCCGCAUCAUCUAGGGGCCAUGAAAAAGUGGUGCGCAUGCUGUUAGAUCGAGGUGCCGACGUCAACGCCCAGCCUUUACGUGGUGGCAAUGUGCUCCAGGCCGCAUCAACCAACGGCCAUGAAAAGGUGGUGCGCAUGCUGUUGGAUCAUGGUGCCGACGCCAACGCCCAGAGUGGACAAUAUGGCAGUGCACUCCAGGCCGCAUCAUCUGGAGGCCAUGAAAAGUGCACUCCAGGCCGCAUCAUCUGGAGGCCAUGA